Molecule: messenger RNA, 606 nt
Organism: Babesia bigemina
Lineage: Eukaryota; Apicomplexa; Aconoidasida; Piroplasmida; Babesiidae
Exons: 2
Coding region: 1-606 (201 amino acids)
Source: RefSeq, a predicted model, not a curated record
AUGUCAUCGCGCCGGGCGCUGCAAUGGGGACCUAGACCGAUAAACGCCGGGCGACUGCGCCGGGUGACUAGGAAUCCCGAUGUGAUCAAUCGACUGGUCUACUGGUGCUUCGAACACCCCGAAGUCCGCCGCACAGUGCUGAAUGCGUGCCAGGGAGGCAAGUUCACGCGUCUUUUCGGAUCCCUGUUCAACGUCGAGACCGCUCACGGGUACGGGCUGGCGCAUGAGCUGUCGCUGCCGGGGCCGUUCACUGGGUUCAUUCCGGUCGACGAUGGCCUGCAGAAGCUGAUGCAUACGCUCUACGAGUCGCCACCGGAACGGAUCGCCGAUUUUGUCCGAUCGCACUUCACUCGUGACCUGUGGCUGCACCGCGACAUCACGGGGUCUCCCAUGCAGCCGUGGCUGCCGUACAACGCACCCAGGGCCGCGCCGAGCAGUCUGUUGGCACUUAGCGGCCGCGAACUCGCCGUGGAGAACGGCGGGGAUGUCCGAAUAAAGACUGACUACACCACCAUCAACGGCUCCAAGGUGCUGCGGUGGAACAUGCGAUGCCACAACGGCGUGAUACAUCUGGUAGACCGCCCAGUGAUUUUGGAAGACUUAUAA